This is a messenger RNA of Physcomitrium patens, 2371 nucleotides long. RefSeq names its product T-complex protein 1 subunit beta. Gene Ontology annotation, cellular component: chaperonin-containing T-complex; cytosol. The record is from RefSeq and is a predicted model, not a curated record. Gene Ontology annotation, molecular function: ATP-dependent protein folding chaperone; ATP binding; ATP hydrolysis activity. Lineage: Eukaryota; Viridiplantae; Streptophyta; Bryopsida; Funariales; Funariaceae. Gene Ontology annotation, biological process: protein folding.
UGAAUGACCUCGCGCGAGGGUGUUUCUGGAAGAAAGGCUUUAGGAACCCGAGCUUGUGAAGAAGAAGAAGCUUGUGUGUGUGUGUGGCCUCUUCGAUCGUGCGCGCUCUUCCCCACACUUUCCGUGAUCCAUUUCUUCUUCCACCAUGGCCACCACGGGGGAGUUGAUCAAGGCAGACGCCAUGGAAGAAAAAGGCGAGAGAGCAAGGAUGGCUUCCUUUAUUGGUGCAAUGGCAAUAGCAGACCUUGUCAAAAGCACCCUUGGACCUAAGGGAAUGGAUAAAAUUCUUCAAUCUACUGGUCGCGGCCACAGCGUGACGGUUACGAAUGAUGGAGCCACUAUAUUGAAGUCGCUACACGUUGAUAACCCCGCUGCCAAAGUCCUUGUUGAUAUUUCCAAGGUCCAAGAUGAUGAGGUUGGAGAUGGUACAACAUCUGUGGUAGUCUUGGCGGGGGAGUUGCUAAGAGAGGCAGAGAAGUUGGUCGCUCUCAAGAUUCACCCAAUGACCAUUAUCGCCGGAUAUCGCAUGGCUGCUGAGGCUGCACGUAGUGCUUUAGAAGCUGCUGUUCGUGACAACAGAGAUGACUUUGAGAAAUUCAGGUCUGACCUUGUUAACAUUGCUAUGACGACGCUGAGCUCCAAAAUUCUAUCACAGGACAAAGUACAUUUUGCUAAUCUUGCUGUUGAUGCUGUACUUAGACUCAAGGGCAGUUCAAAUAUGGAGGCCAUUCAGAUCAUUAAGAAAUGUGGCGGAGCACUGAAGGAUUCCUUUUUGGACGAGGGGUUUAUUCUGGACAAGAAGAUCGGAGUCGGUCAACCCAAACGGAUUGAAAAUGCCAAAAUUCUUGUGGCUAAUACUGCCAUGGAUACUGACAAGGUCAAAAUUUAUGGUGCACGUGUGCGUGUGGACUCCAUGUCAAAAGUGGCGGAUAUCGAGGCAGCUGAAAAAAUCAAGAUGAGAAAUAAGGUUGAUAAAAUUAUAGGGCAUGGCAUUAAUUGUUUCGUCAACAGACAACUCAUUUACAACUACCCGGAGGAGCUCUUCGCAGAUGCAGGGAUCAUGGCUAUCGAGCAUGCUGACUUCGAUGGUAUUGAACGCUUGGCACUCGUGACAGGAGGCGAAAUUACCUCAACAUUUAAUGAUCCCGAGAAUGUUAAGCUGGGUCAUUGUAAAUUAAUUGAAGAGAUCAUGAUUGGUGAAGACAAACUUAUCCAUUUUUCAGGUGUUGCAAUGGGGCGGGCUUGUACCAUUGUCCUACGUGGUGCCAGUUCACAUGUGUUGGAUGAAGCUGAGCGGUCACUUCAUGACGCACUCUGCGUACUGGUUCAGACAGUUCAGGAUAGCCGUGUCAUCUGGGGUGGUGGAUGGCCAGAGUUUUUAAUGUCUAGACGUGUGGAGGAACUUGGGCGUAAAACCCCAGGGAAGAAGUCGCUUGCUAUUGAUGCUUUUGCGACUGCUUUGCGAGCCAUUCCUACCAUCAUUGCAGACAACGCUGGAUUAGACAGUGCGGAUCUGGUCUCCCAAUUACGUGCAGCUCACUCAGCAGAUGGUUGUAGGUCCGGCAUUGACAUCAUAUCUGGAAAGGUAGGAGAUAUGGAGAAGCUUGGCAUCUAUGAGGCAUUCAAGGUGAAGCAGGCGGUUCUAAUGUCUGCUACUGAAGCCUCCGAAAUGAUCCUGCGCGUGGACGAGAUUAUCAAGUGCGCACCUAGACAGAGAGAAGACCGAAUGUAAGCAUUGUGACCACAUUAAAAAAAACAAAAAAAUGGAGUAUUGAUUUUGAGGAUUGAACGACUCAAACUAUCUUUUUCCCGCACGCUACAUCUUCAAGCCUGUGCAUCAUGAAUUGGCAUCAUCAGCCUGAUCAUCAGCUUAGUGUUCAAGGGUAGGUGUAGAUACUGUCUCCACAAAUUAAAUUAGGUGAGCCUCGGUUGGAUCCUGUAUGCUACCUGCUUACUAGAAGGUAUUUCUGCAAAAGAGUAAUCUCUAUACUAGGUUGUGUUAGAGGCAUGGGACAUGUAGGUUGCCUAUAUCUGGUACCCAUUUUGAAACUAAACAAAUUAGUGUGUGACUGGUAUUAGGAACACAUUAGCUCCACUCUUUUGAGGGGUAGCUUUUCGUAUAUAUGUGGGUUAAAAGUUGUCAUUCUCUUGUCGCUGGAGUAGCAGGACGAAGUCCAGUUGGGUUGUGUACUUCACAACAUGCGUAUUUGCUCGUCUAUAUUUGUUGUCAGAGUAAAUUUAAGAUGUGUAUUUGUCCUUCUAAUCGUAGUUUAAUAGUGCCUGAAAUUUAGUUCUUCUUUCACUAUGCACUUAAAAGCCAACCUCUGUAGUUCAAACUUUUGAAGUGUAUUUAAUACACAAAGUAUUUCAA